AUGGACCUCGUCACGACGUGGACCGAGUCGGGCCAAAGGCUCGCACCUGGCGCCCUCGCCAAGGCCGCAGCCAAGGAAGACGACCUCGCGCCGAUGCUCCAGGCGCUGCUCUGGGCGUGCGCGACGGACGCCGUGUCCUGCGCCGACUUUGUCGCUGCGCUCGACGAGUCCAAGCUCUUCACGGCCGACUCGGCGCAUGCAACGACACUUGCAGAUGCGCUCUGGGUCGUCGGCUCGCAGGUCGAACAGCUACCGUGCGACGCCGGCGAGAGCCACUCGAAGGCGUGGAAGACGCUCUGCAAGGUGGUCAAAGACAUAUCCGACAAGAAGUUUGUGCCGGCCAUGACGCUGCAAACGAUCCUCGAGCUCGACGUGCUGCAUGCAGUCGGCCUCGCAAACGAGCCGGCGGCCGUCGGCAAGAAGAUCGUCCGCAUCAACACGCGCAGCUUGUACACGCAGAGCAAGUUCAACCUCCUCCGCGAAGAGAGCGAAGGCUUUGCGAAGGUGCUCUCGCUCUUGCACUCGGGCGUGACGCGCGAUACGGUCGAAGCUGUCCAGCGCGACUUGCUUGCGCUCAUCGGCUUCUUCGACUUGGACCCGAACCGCGUACUGGACUUGCUCUUGGACGUGUACGAGACGCAGUACAUGAACGACUGCUUCGCCGACCUCGUUGCGCCCUUCAAGCGCGAGUACGUCGUGCACCUCCUUGGCUUCAAGCUCCAGUUUUACCAACGCCCCGAGACGAUCGCGGCCAAGCUCGUGGCGCCGCGGUCGCUCUACCGCAUCGCCGCCGUGCUACUGCACAAGGGCCUCUACACGCUACUUGAGCUCUACCCGCACGUGAGCCCGACCAAGGCCGGCGUCUUGGCGAACGAAUUGCAGCGCGUCGAGGGGCUCAAGACGGCUGCACGCGGCUACGGCAAGGUCAACCUGAACGCCAAGAAGGACGACGACGCGCCUGCCGAGACGAAUCUCUCGGAGGCCGACGCCAACCAAAUGUACGGCAUCCUUGUCGGGCUUCUUGAGAUCGGCGCGUAUGAGCUCGCGCUCGAGCGCAUCCAGGCCUUUGUCGCGCACGACUGCAACCCGCUGGCGUAUGCGCCGCUCGCGCGCCAGCUGUGCGUCACGAUCAGCGACUUGCUCGCUUCGCUCUACGCGCCCUUGUCGCUGGCAUCCAUGCGCCUUGUCGCCACGACCGCCGCUCCGUCGUCGUCACCGCCGACGCGCCACGUUGUCGCGCCAAUCACAACGCUGCGCGAGAUGGUCGACAUUGUGUUCCCGAUGCUCCACUUGCUUGGCCCGUUCUUACACCACGACCAGAGUCUCUGGACCAAGCUCCAGCGCAUCCUGCUGCACGCGCUGCCCUCGAAUGCGUGGCUCGUCGAGCCGCUCGAGGCGCUGUUCACGCACACGCUCUUCCCGACGCUGUCGCUCCACGGGUGCUGCCCGAACCUCGUGUACCAGAUGUGGGACCUCCUCAAGACGUUUUCGUGCGAGAAGCGGUAUGCGCUGUACCAGACCUGGCAAGACAAGUACGCCAACGUCCCAGAGAUGAUGCUCGCCCACGCGCGCACGGUCGACACGACGCGCAAGGUCAUGCGCCGCCUCACGGCCGACAAGACCAAGCCGACCGGCCGCGUCCUCACGCACGUGGCGCACGCCAACCCGCUCGUGGCCUUCCGCACGAUUCUCCAGCAGCUCCAAGCGUACGAGAACCUCAUCCAGCCGGUCGUCGAGUCGCUCAAGUACAUUUCGCCGCUGGGCAUGGACGUGCUCUCGUUUGUGCUAAUCACGGAGCUCGGUCGACCGCGCCCGUCGCUCAAGCUCGACGGCACCAACGUGUCGCUUUGGCUUUCAUCGCUCGCGAGCUUCUCGGGCAGCUUUUACCGCAAGUACCCGAUGGUCGAGCUCAGCGCGCUUCUCUCGUACCUCUUCCAGCGCCUCAGCAAGUGGGAGAGCGUCGAGCUCAUCGUGCUCAGUGAGCUCUUGACCAAGAUGGGGUCGUGCUUGGCGCUAGAAGAUCUGUCGCAGACGCAGCUCGAGGCGCUUGCCGGCGGCCCGACACUCGGGUACGAGGCGCCAGAUCCCAAAGUCAUGAACAAGCGCGCGAUUCCUCGGCUUCGCGACACGCUUGUCAAGCUAAACCUCGCGUGGCCGCUCUGCAUCGUCAUGGGCCAGAUGCGCAGCCGCAUCGAGCACGACGAGACGACGAAGGAAGAGCACCUCAAGCUCCUCGGCGGCACGUACGACAUGUGCAUGCGCACGUUGAGCCAGCUGCUGGCGUUUCUGCACGCGGCGGCGGACCCGAGCUCGUAUGUCGGCGCGCUGCCGCCGCUGCGGGACCUCGUGCACAAGUACCACCUACCGGACGACGUUGCAAUGUUGUUGCUGCGCCCGGCGAUGCGGUCCGACGACCCGCUCCUCCGUUCCGGUACAUUCUUGAUGGCAUAUAUUGAAAGAUUGAUACAUUUACUAUAUGUAGUGACGCGCAGUGUCCAUAGCAGCGCGUCGACGGCAUCGGCGAGUGACGCGCCCGGGCCAGCGUUCAUGUACAGCGAGACGUUUCUGGGCGAACUCGAGGCCACUUUUGUGACAUCAGCGCACGACCCGUUCGAAGGGCUCACGAAAGAGCUCUUUGCGACCUUUUGGGGUCUCACGCUCUACGAUAUUUACGUGCCCCACGGCCAGUACGAGGCGGAAAUCACCAAGAUCCGGCACGAGCUCUCGCUGCUAGCGAAUAUGACGACGGGAUCGUCCUCGGAGAAGCGCAAGCAAAAGGAGAAGCUCAUGGCGACCAUCGACAAGCUCGUGACGGAACAGAAGGACCAAGUCGCGCACCGGAAGCGCAUCUUUGAGCGGCUUGAAGCCCAGAAACACACGUUUUUCACGUUGGCGGUCGACACGACCGUCUCGGAGCUGCUGCAAAAGUGCAUUGUCCCGCGCGCGCUGCUGUCGCCCGAGGACGCCAUGUACUGCGCCAAGUUUAUGCAGCAUCUGCACGAGAUCGAGACGCCGAACCUGAGCACGCUGCAGUACUACCACAAGGUGACGCUCAACCUCUCGGGCCUCGUCCUGUGUACGACCGAGCGCGAAGCGUCCAACUUUGGGAUCUUUUUGAAAGAGUCGCAUGCGCUCCUUGCGCGCUGGUUCCACGCCCCCGACGACUUUGUUGCCGAGGGCGCCAGCAAGGUUGGCUUUAGCGUCUCGCUCAACGACCCGAGCGCCCGCAUGGAGCACUACCAAUACCGUCCAACGUACGCCAAGUGGCAAAAACGCAUGGAGCGCGUGUACGCAAGUGCGCUCGGCAGCGCCGAGUACAUGCCGACGCGCAACACGCUCGUGCUGCUCACCAAGAUGAUCGACGUCUUUCCCGUCUCGAGCGCCAACGGGUCGCGCCUCUUGAAGCUGGUGGAAACACUCACGACCGACGAUCGCGAAGAUCUUAAAAUCAUGGCCAAGCGCUACUCGGCGCUGCUCAAGCGCCGCCUCGGGACGUUUGCGGACCAAAAGGCGCCCCGGUCCAGCCCGAGUCCGGCGCGGGACGCCAAGGAUGCCAAGGAUACCAAGGAGCCACGCCGCCGCGAGUCGACGACAAAUGAGAAGCGGCCGCGAUCGCUCUCGCGUGAGAAGGACGAUGGCCGCAAGCGGGGCCGUGGUAGUGAUCCGGUGCGCCGCCGCGACGACACCGAGUCGCGCCGGGAACCUCGUCGCGAGACGCCGCCGCCGGCGCGCCGUGAGAGUGGGAGUCGCAAGGACGACAGCAGCAGUGGUCGUGCUUCCAAGGACAGUCGCAAGGAGGAGCCGGCGGGACGUGGAAAAGAGUCGACGGACGCCAAAGACGACCGCAGCCGCAAGGACGACCGCAAGACCGACCGCAAGGACGAUGGUCGACGCCAGGAGCGCAAGCCCGACGACCGCAAGCCAGAUGACCGCAAGUCUGACGACCGCAAGUCUGACGACCGCAAGACCGAUGACCGCAAGUCUGACGACCGCAAGAUGGCGUCCGAGCGCAAGGCUGACGACCGCAAGACUGACGACCGUAAGACUGACGACCGUAAGACUGACGACCGUAAGACUGAGGGCGAUCGCAAGACGUCCGAGCGCAAGACUGAGGGCGACCGCAAGGCGGCCGAGACAAAGCGGGAUGCGGACCGCAAGGUUGAGAGCAACCGCAAGGCCGAGGCGGAUCGCAAGACAGACAGUGACCGCAAGGCAGAAGCUGACAAGAAGGUCAACAGCGACCGCAAGGCCGACAACGAUCGCAAGGCGGCGGCGAGUGACCGGAAGACGGAAAACGACCGCAAGGCCGAGACGGAUCGGAAGGAUGAAACGGACCGCAAGGCUGAGAGCAAGGUGGAGAGCGACCGGAAGGCUGAAGCUGACAAGAAGAUGACGAGCGACCGCAAGACUACCAGCGACCGCAAGUCUGAGAACGACCGCAAGUCUGAGAACGACCGCAAGGCGGAAGCCGACCGCAAGACGGAAGCCGACAAGAAGACCAACAGUGACCGAAAGGCUGAGAACGAUCGCAAGGCGGCAGCGAGUGACCGCAAGGCCGACAGUGACCGCAAGCCUCUGCCCGACCGCAAGCCAGAGGCGGACAAGAAGACGGAGAGCUCGACGGAGAGCAAGUCGGAGAGUCUGCGCAAGGAGGCGACCAAGCCCGAGGGCAGUCGCAACCAAGAGUCGAAGGACGUGGCCAAGGACGGCGAGUCGGAGGAGGCUGCGUUGCGCCGCCAGCUCCAGGAGAAGCGGGGCGACGUGCGCAAGAUGGUGACGCUGAAUCGGAAGCGCGAGCGCGACGAGCCUACGGUCGAGGACCCGCCCAAGCGCCGCAUGACGUCGUCGCUGGACGAGGCUGAAGAGAAGCGCAUCGUCGAGGCCAACAACAAGCGGCUCGCAGAAGAGCGCAAGCAGCGCAUGGCCGAGCGCAAGCGCAGCGAGCCGCGCAACACGCCGCCGCCGGCCCCGCGCCGCGACGAGAAGCGUGACCGCUCCGUGAAUCGCAACCACGGUCAUGGCCGACGACGCAACCGCUAAGCCCUCGCGUACUAGCUCGAUGCUCUAUACACAAAUAUCCCUUUGUUCAGUCUACA
Molecule: messenger RNA, 5096 nt
Organism: Saprolegnia diclina VS20
Lineage: Eukaryota; Oomycota; Saprolegniomycetes; Saprolegniales; Saprolegniaceae
Exons: 8
Coding region: 1-5040 (1679 amino acids)
Biological process (GO): mRNA export from nucleus; mRNA processing
Cellular component (GO): THO complex part of transcription export complex
Molecular function (GO): mRNA binding
Source: RefSeq, a predicted model, not a curated record